Molecule: messenger RNA, 1161 nt
Organism: Torulaspora delbrueckii
Lineage: Eukaryota; Fungi; Ascomycota; Saccharomycetes; Saccharomycetales; Saccharomycetaceae
Gene: REI1
Product: Rei1p
Exons: 1
Coding region: 1-1161 (386 amino acids)
Biological process (GO): ribosomal large subunit biogenesis
Cellular component (GO): preribosome, large subunit precursor
Molecular function (GO): nucleic acid binding; zinc ion binding
Source: RefSeq, a predicted model, not a curated record
AUGUCUAUCUAUACCUGUAAUACGUGUGAGUUGCAAUUUGAAGGCAGUCAGGCUCAAAGAGAGCAUAUGAAGUCUGAAUGGCACCGUUAUAAUUUGAAAAGAAGAGUCGCUAACCUGCCUCCGAUCUCUGAGGAAGUAUUCAACUCAAAGGUACAGGCUUUGUCGGCCCAUGAAGACGCUGAAUCUACAAAAUCUGACAAGAACAAGCAACUGACGAAGAAGGAGCUGAGAAGAAGGGAGAAGGAAGCGCUAUUAGAAGAAAAGAGGCAGUUGCUGAAGAUAGCUGAGCAGAAUGCUCUCAACAGGCUGGCUGAGCAACAGGCGAAACCACAGGAGGAACUACGGGAAGCACCAAAGGAAGAACCAAAGGAAGAACCAAAAGAACAGGACGAAGAAGAGUUAACGGAGGAACAACUUUCUGAGAAACUGAUGCAACAGAAAAUCGACAAUAGAGUGGAUAUACCGUUGACUGCAUGUUUUUUCUGCAACAAUAAGAGUUUUAAGACAGUGGAGCUAAAUCUAGAGCAUAUGUUUAAGAACCAUGGUUUUUACAUACCAGAACAAAAGUACCUGGUUGACAGGGAUGGUCUGUUGAGCUACAUAUCGGAAAAGAUUGGUUUGGGUAACGUCUGCAUCGUGUGCAAUUUCGAGGGUAGAUCGCUUGAAGCAGUAAGGGCUCAUAUGCUAGCCAAGAGACACUGUCGAAUCCCAUAUGAAGAAGAGGAUGAAAAACUCGAGAUAUCACAGUACUACAACUUCACUAGCACUUAUGAACAGCAAUCAAUGGAAGACGGCAAGGAGGAGGACUGGGAAGACGUUGAAAGUGGAGAAGAGGACGAUGCAAGCGAAGAUGAUAUUCCAGAAGACUACAUCUACCACGAUGGAGUCGAGCUCCAUUUGCCUUCGGGUAUCAAAGUGGGACACAGAUCUCUGCAGCGUUAUUACAAGCAAAACUUGAGACCAGAGGUUGAGUUGACUGAAGGUCAGGGUACCUUGGUCGCCGCAGAAACACGGUCUUUCCUAACACCGUUCGACAAGAAGAAAGUACAAGUCCAACAACGAACGUGGCAAACCGAGGUCACGGACAAGAAGAGACAUGAUAAGAGGGCCGCCAAAUUUAUCAACAACCAACCUCAUUAUAGAGACCAACUUCUACAGUAA